AUGGAUAAAGCAAUUGACAGUAGAAACAUCGGUGCUGACACGAUUGUCAAAGACAAUCCUACAUCAAUCAGAAGGUUGCUACGAGAAUUUUGUGGCUAUACAACCGCCCAUGGUCUCGGUCGACUUUCAGAGGGCAAGAAUAUGAUCAGCCUUUUGACAUGGAGCUUGUUUUGCAUCGGAGCGUCCACCAUGUUUGUGCUGCAAGUGUACAAUUUAUUUCUUAUAUACUUAAGCCGUCCUGUUUCCACCGUGGUCAAGGUUGAACAUGAAAGUCGCGCUCAGUUUCCCGCUGUGACCAUAUGCAACAUGAAUACGCUGCGAAUUGGAGAGCUUCCUGACAGUUACAUAAAGGAUAUACUGGAAGCUUACACGCCAUACGUGAAUGGAUCACAUUGGGAUGAACAAACUAGCAACACAUCAGCUAAUGCGAGCUUUUGGGAAGACGAUUUCUCCUUUGAGUCUUCUGGAGAGGAAUAUAUCGUCGAUGACGAGGAGUCUGUCUAUUUUGGAAGUUCAGCUGAGGAAGCCAAAGGGCUUGAAUAUCAGAUUGAAGAAGCUCUACUCGCCAAGGUAGCACAAGAGAAUGAUUCCACGCUGUUUGCGACGGGACAUCAGUUCAAAGAUUUUGUGUUUGAUUGCUCAUACAGAGGAUAUGAUUGCAGUAACUACAUAAGAUACUGGCAUACCUUCUGGGACUUUCGCUUUGGCAACUGUUUCACUUUUAAUGGUGGAAUCAACGACUUUGGUGAAAGCCAGAAAGUCUUACAUUCGUUCAACACUGGACCUGCUGGAGGUAACGUGAGAUCGGUGGUUUAUUGA
Messenger RNA from Orbicella faveolata, 819 nucleotides. Its product is annotated as epithelial sodium channel subunit alpha-like. NCBI's taxonomy places the organism in Eukaryota, Metazoa, Cnidaria, Anthozoa, Scleractinia, Merulinidae. The record is from RefSeq and is a predicted model, not a curated record. Gene Ontology annotation, molecular function: ligand-gated sodium channel activity. Gene Ontology annotation, biological process: sodium ion transmembrane transport. Gene Ontology annotation, cellular component: plasma membrane.